GCAGUUGCGGGGCAGCGGGCGGGAAGUGAGGACGUGUGGAACUAACUUGCUGAAAAAUGGAAGAGGGAGUUGCACUGGAUGACUUUUGCGGGUCUAAAUUCUGGGAUGCCAAUGUCACAUGGUACACGGACAACCCCGACUUCACACCAUGUUUCGAGCGCACAGUGUUGGUGUGGGUGCCCUGUUUCUUCCUGUGGGUCUUUACUCCCAUGGAAAUCUUCUAUUUAAAAAACAGCCCAGAUAGGCUUGUACCUUGGUCAUGGAUCAAUAUCUCUAAACUGAUUGGGUCAACUCUCUUAAUGACUGUUCAGUGCGUUGAUUUUUUCCAUGCCGUCUAUAGAAAUGCAAAUGAUGAAGGGGAUGUUUACGGUGUGGACUAUGCAGCUCCAGCAAUAAUUUUCUUUACAAUUCUACUUCAAGUGGUUUUUAUCCUGAUGGAGAAGAAACGGGGGAUACAAAGCUCAGGUGUAAUCUUCAUGUUCUGGCUACUUUUGGUUAUAUUCGGCAUUCCAGAGUACCGCACAUACUUCUUGAAUGUCUUAAAUGAGAAAUACACCAUGCUGGAGAGCAUGUGGAGGGAUUCUGUGUUUGUUUUGAAAGUGGAAGGGAAUGGCCAGUAUAAAUUUGUUACUGGACUUACUGUGUUGAGUAAUGCUAGUCUAUCAAAUUGCUUUGGGGACGCUACACCAGAGUAUUAUGUGAUUUACGAUAAGAGGCCAGAGGUAAAUGUAGAGAAUUUGAUUGAGACUUCACUUAUUUGGAAGGGCUACAGAAGUACACUCAUUUUAGAGAAUGAAUGCCUUGAUCACCUUCACGGAAUCUGA
This is a messenger RNA of Penaeus vannamei (Pacific white shrimp), 824 nucleotides long. The record is from RefSeq and is a predicted model, not a curated record. Lineage: Eukaryota; Metazoa; Arthropoda; Malacostraca; Decapoda; Penaeidae.